Molecule: messenger RNA, 604 nt
Organism: Anneissia japonica
Lineage: Eukaryota; Metazoa; Echinodermata; Crinoidea; Comatulida; Comatulidae
Product: proline rich transmembrane protein 1B-like
Exons: 4
Coding region: 1-381 (126 amino acids)
Cellular component (GO): membrane
Source: RefSeq, a predicted model, not a curated record
AUGGAAAAGAGACCAAAUGCUCUACAAACCAAUGCUAAUCUAACAGCACCUCCAGCUUACGGUCAACCAGCUGCCUACAGUUCCUACAAUAUGCAACCUGUUACGAAUGUGACUGUAGUGAGAACGAAAACAAACAACUUUCUGGGAAUGGCUAUCUUUGUAACACUCUGCUGCUGUUUGCCAUUUGGAAUUGUCGGAAUUGUUUACAGUGUUGAUAGUUCAAGUAGGUUUGAUCGUGGAGAUGAUGCUGGUACCUUGUCCGCUGCUAGCUCCGCGAAAAACUGGUCAAUCGCUGGUUUGGUGUGUGGUAUCGUGUUCAUUAUCGUUUAUAUAAUUUUAUAUGCCACUGUGCUUUCAACAUCGUACCCUUCGUAUUACUAGAUACCAUAUAAUUAUAAUUCUACAUACAAUAAACGACAGGCAUACGCGUAUAUCACGAUCGAUAUAAGAAAACCAAGACAACGCCUUAUUCUGGAGACUUAUUGUUCAACAUAAAGAAGCGAGUUAAAUUAAAUUACAAUCCUCGAGACACUAGCGGAAAGGGCCAUUGUUAUCUUGUUUCUAUAGGCCUAUUUACCUUUAAUUCGUUGUAAACAUCAAUGUA